Molecule: messenger RNA, 1460 nt
Organism: Pelmatolapia mariae (spotted tilapia)
Lineage: Eukaryota; Metazoa; Chordata; Actinopteri; Cichliformes; Cichlidae
Product: sorting nexin-14-like
Exons: 6
Coding region: 1-795 (264 amino acids)
Biological process (GO): autophagosome maturation
Cellular component (GO): late endosome
Molecular function (GO): phosphatidylinositol binding
Source: RefSeq, a predicted model, not a curated record
AUGACUGAGGGCCCUCAUCUGUGUGGUAAGACUGGGUUUUUCAACAGGACAACGCUACGCUCCUGGGACUGGAGCGCCGAGUCCCUGUCCUCACUGUUCACCGCCUCUGGCAGCUCUUCACCUGCAUCUUGUAACUCCCUCCAUGCCCAGUCCACGUUCACAAACUUCCCGUAUGGCUCGCUAUCCCACCACCACUCAUCACCCAAGAGUACGUCUAAGAGGGGCGAGUCCUUUGGGAUUAGCCGCAUUGGCAGUAAGAUCAAAGGAGUGUUCAAGAGCACAACGAUAGAAGGAGCCAUGCUGCCAUCCUAUGGGCUGGUAGAGGGGGAGGAUGAUAUGGUGGAGGAAGCCAUGAUGGUGCUGGAAGAUGACCCCCCUAUGGAGGCAGCCUCCACCCCGAGCACCCCGCGAAACCUCUCAGCCUGGAACAUCACAAUCCCGUACAUUGAUUUCUACGAUGACGACGUAAAGAGGGAGCGCAUUCCAGUGUUUUGUAUUGAUGUAGAGCGCAAUGACCGGAAGGCAGUCGGACAUGAGACUGAGCACUGGUCUGUGUACAGGAGAUAUCUGGAGUUCUAUGUCCUAGAGUCAAAGCUCACCGAGUUUCGUGACUGCAAGGAAAGAACGCUGAUGUACACCGAGCAUCUGAAGAACAACAUGCAAGUCCUCCAGCACAUUGGAUCCAAAACCUGUUCCAGUUCCUCAGACACCAUCAGAGACUGUUUUGAAAGCCCUCUACUAUCAAUCUGGAUAAAAAGAAACUUUGCCAACCACUGCAAGUAUCAAGUGUUUUAAAUUUUGUUUGAAUGUUUAUUAUGUACUUAUUUGUUUUUGGUUGUAUUAAGUUUGAUAUUAAUUAGAUCAGUGCCUUUUUAGUCAUUAAUUUGAUUAUUAAAUAUUAACUGUUUAGGGCAGCAUGGUGGCACGGUGGUUAGCACUGUUGCUGCACAGCAAGAAGGUCCUGAGUUCAAUUCCACCAUCAGGCCAGUGUCUUUCUUUGUGGAGUUUGCAUGAUUAAUUGAUUAAUCCAAAUUACAUAGGUGUAAAUGUGAGUGCAAAUGGUUGUCUGUCCCUGUGUGUUAGCCCUGUGACAGACUGGCGACCUGUCCAGGGUGUACCCCGCCUCUCGCCCUAUGAAAGCUGGGAUAGGCUCCAGCGCGACCCUGAAAAAGGAUAAGUGGAAGCGGAUGGAUGGAUAUUAACUGUUUAAUUUAAUCAUUGUCUUUACUGGUUUUUAUUAAUGUUUCUAGCAAAUUAUGACAAAAAGUCAAAGAAUCUAAGUUUUAUGCCUAUUAGCCCUAUUAUGUUUAUUACCUCAUUUGUUGGACCUUAAUCUUUUUAGACAACAUUCUGGCUGCAACAGCUGCCAAUAAUUUUGUGUAAAUAUGAACUUUUGAAUAAAAAGGCAUGUCUUGUAUUAUACAGCUCUUCUGUGCUUUGUCAAUAGGAGACGGUAAACA